Messenger RNA from Formica exsecta, 1332 nucleotides. RefSeq names its product glycerol-3-phosphate phosphatase. The record is from RefSeq and is a predicted model, not a curated record. NCBI's taxonomy places the organism in Eukaryota, Metazoa, Arthropoda, Insecta, Hymenoptera, Formicidae. The coding region runs from base 161 to 1093 and encodes 310 amino acids. Gene Ontology annotation, molecular function: phosphatase activity. The transcript has 5 exons. Gene Ontology annotation, cellular component: cytoplasm.
GCACAAUUUACCUCGUCGCACUGCCUUGCAGCUCGCAGUGGCUUUCCCCCGCAAUAAUUUGCUCGGUCUUUAUAUGUCUAUGUUGUCAACUGAUCGCAGAUCACAGCUGAUUCGUGUCCCGUCACUGAAUUAUGCAUUUAAUUAACAAAUAUUGAUAAUAAUGUCUGCAAUAAAUAUAAAAGCGUUCACCUGUGAGAAAGUCUUGAAUUUUUUGAGAUCGUUCGACACCGUGUUGACAGAUUGCGACGGAGUGCUAUGGAUGCAUAUGACACCUCUGCCGAAUUCGUCGGACGUGAUGAAUCUGUUUCGCAAGCUUGGCAAACGAGUCUUCUACGUGACCAACAACAGUACAAAGACGCGCGAUGAUCUAGUGGAGAAGUGCAAGGCUUUGAAAUUCCAGGCGAACAAGGACGAUAUCUUGUGCACUGCUAAUUUGUCAGCUUGUUACUUACAAAGUCUAGGCUUUUCCAAGAAGACCUAUAUUAUAGGUUCCGAAGCAAUUGCAAGGGAAUUGGAACAAGUUGGUAUCUCGUAUUAUGGAAUAGGGCCAGAUAUAAUUAAUCCAAAUAGUCCAUAUUCGGUUUUUGAGAAAGAUCCAGAAGUAGCUGCUGUUAUAGUUGGUUUUGACGAGCACUUUAGCUAUCCUAAAAUGGUAAAAGCAGCCACCUAUUUAAGUGACGCUAGUGUACAUUUUAUUGGUACCAAUACAGAUGAAAGAUUUCCAGUUUCAAAUGAUGUUGUUAUACCUGGUACAGGAAGUUUAGUAAGAUGCAUAGAAAGCUGUUCAGAGAGAAAAGCGGUAAUCAUGGGUAAACCAGAAAAAUAUAUGGCUAAGAUGUUGAGGGAACGAUCUAAUAUUGAUCCCCAGCGCACUUUAAUGAUUGGAGAUCGUUGUAACACUGAUAUACUUUUUGGAACUCGUUGCGGUUUUAUAACGUUACUAGUCCUGACGGGAGUGACUGCUUUGUCAGAUGUUGAGAAGUGGAAGCAAUCCGAACAAGAAGAAGAACGGAAUCUUAUACCUAAUUAUUAUAUAGAUGCACUCGGCGAUUUAUUACCAUACUUAAAAGAAUUAGAAUCUGAAAUAUCUUAACUUUAUGAGAUUUAGCCACAAAUUAAAAGGAAAAUAUGUACAUCAAAACAUAUUCAUAGUCAAAGCCAAGUGAUAACAUAUUUUAGGGAGAGUAUGCUUGUACAUACGCAAAAAAUCGCGCACAUAAAUAUGUAUGUGUGUAUAUAUAAUUAUCCAAUAGGUGUGACGAGAUAUUCUAGGUAUUUUUAUCGAUUAUGUGUAAGUCAUUGAGAACUUACUCUUCUGUAUAAAAAAAAAAA